GUACCAUUCACUCCACCACACUCAAUUUAGAACAAACUACUCGCUUUUCAUGCCAAUGUACGAUUACAUCUACGAUACACUGGACAAAUCUUCAGACACAUUAUACGAAAAAUCACUUGAAAGGCAAGGCAAGUCGCCCGAUAUGGUGCACCUAACACACUUAACAACCCCAGAAUCCAUUUACCAUCUCAGGCUAGGAUUUGCUUCUUUUGCCUCGGAACCUUACACAUCUAAGUGGUAUUUUUGGUUAAUGUGGCCUGUUACAUUGUGGUCUAUGAUGGUUACUUGGAUUUAUGGUCACACAUUUACUGUUGAGAGAAAUGUGUUCAAGAGUCUGAAUUUGCAAACUUGGGCGAUCCCAAAAUAUCGCAUACAAUAUUUUAUGCAAUGGCAAAGAGAGACGAUUAACAAUUUAAUUGAGGAAGCUAUCAUGGAAGCAGACCGAAAAGGCAUAAAAGUACUGAGCCUUGGACUCUUAAAUCAGGAGGAGCAACUGAAUAAUAAUGGUGAGCUUUACAUAAGAAGGCAUCCUGAGCUCAAAGUGAAGGUGGUUGAUGGAAGUAGCCUAGCUGUUGCUGUGGUCCUAAACUCCAUUCCUAAAGGAACCACACAAGUGGUCCUUGGAGGCCAUUUGUCGAAAGUUGCAAAUGCCAUUGCCCUUGCCUUAUGCCAAGGGGGAGUCAAGGUCGUGACAUUGCGAGAAGAAGAGUACAAGAAGCUCAAAUCAAGUCUUACCCCUGAAGUCGCAGCUAAUUUGGUUCCCUCAAAAACAUAUGCUUCAAAG
Nicotiana tabacum (common tobacco) is the source of this 784-nucleotide messenger RNA. The record is from RefSeq and is a predicted model, not a curated record. NCBI's taxonomy places the organism in Eukaryota, Viridiplantae, Streptophyta, Magnoliopsida, Solanales, Solanaceae.